Lycium ferocissimum is the source of this 538-nucleotide messenger RNA. Its product is annotated as wound-induced proteinase inhibitor 1-like. Gene Ontology annotation, molecular function: serine-type endopeptidase inhibitor activity. The coding region runs from base 1 to 408 and encodes 135 amino acids. Lineage: Eukaryota; Viridiplantae; Streptophyta; Magnoliopsida; Solanales; Solanaceae. The transcript is spliced from 4 exons. Gene Ontology annotation, biological process: response to wounding. The record is from RefSeq and is a predicted model, not a curated record.
AUGAAUUUCUUUGAUGCCAUACAAUGGAGUCAAAAACUUGGGUCAAGUUUGCUCACGUACGUCAUUGCGUUCCUUCUUCUUGCAACUUCCUUUGAAACUCUCAUGGCGCGAAAGGAAAGAGCCACAAUAAGUGAUGGUUUAGAAGUCAUCCAACUUCUAAAUGAAUUGAAAUCAGUUGAGGGAUUUGAUGAGUCCAACUUGGUUUGCAAAGGAAAACACAUGUGGCCAGAACUUAUUGGUGUACCAGCAAAGCUUGCUAAAGAAAGAAUUGAGAAGGAAAUUUCAUCAGUAAAAGAAGUUCAGAUUAUACUGAAUGGUUCUCCAGCCCCAUUAGAUUUUCGUUGUGGUCGAGUUCGUCUUGCUGUUAACAUCUUGAAUGUUGUUGUCCAAAUUCCUGCGGUUCGUUAAUUAAUGGAAGAAUUAAAAUAAGCAGCCACACAUGUAAACAUUUCAGUUAGGGUUCAUGUUGAUAUUAAUGUCUCCAUGUACUAUUUGGAAUAAAUAAUAAAUAAGUGUGGCUUUAAUAUAUUGUCAUUCA